AGAUAAUCGUACCAAGAAAGUUACAGUCGCUGCUUUGGCUGUUUAAAGUUUCGAGAGUAUCCAGACAAUCAAUGCUCAGUUCCAAAAGCUCUACUUUAAUUGGCGUAGUUAAUAGCAAAAACAAGUGGUUUCACGAAUGACAACAGCAAUAGCAACAAGCAAUCCCCAUAGAAUAACUUUUCGGAAUUUAGCAAUUUGAACAGCGCGGAAAAAAGAUUUAACAAAUCAUCAAUGAGAUCUCCAAUGAUACGCCGAGGUUACUUGCUCGACGUCAAGAUUAAUUGCAACGAAUCCGAUUAAGUGCAAUAAAUGGAAUGCCACUAGCAACAAAUAAGAUGUACACAAACUAAACAAGCACAAAAAGCACCGUAAGCAAAGACGAAUAGGAGAAUAUUAACGCGCAACAGAAACACAAAGAAAACAGAGGCGAAUUUCACCCACAAAACCCCACCAAGCAAAAUCCAAACCGACCUUAAUUGAGUGAGAUGUGUAAAUGCUACAAUUAUGAUUAAUGACAAAAAGAUUAGCAGGGACUAAUCCACGCGCUACAACGUAAAUUAAGUGGAACAAAAGUAUGGAAAACAUAAAUGAGAAAAUUACAAGCAAUCACUGGGGAUAAGUGUGAAUGUGGCGGCAGUUCGACAAAAAGUCGUAGAAGUCAAAGCAUUUGGGUAUAAACAAAAAAACAAAAACAAAACUCGGCAAAUCCCAGCAGUAAGCGAUAGAUAAAUGGAUUUGCGGAAUUGGAGGCGCAAAUAUAUGAAAGCUGACGUCAGCACGUUUCAAAGUGGGGGGUUGAAAGCUCAAGAGCUUUCGCAUACAAAAUACUUACGCUUCACCAGCAAAAGAAAGGCGGUUGAGGAAAAUCGCCCCUAUGAUAUGAUAAGAACGUCUGAAUUUCGCACUCCAUGCGGGCCCCAAUCGCAUAAAUACUGAAAGAGCAGUCAACUAGUCAAGUUUACAUCAAAACGGCAAUACAAUAAAUUAACCGUAGAAACAUAUUUUAAAGCAUUUUUAGCAACCAGUUACGUCCGUUCAUCUUUGUUUAGUUUUUUAUUUCAUUACACUUAUAAGCACACUUAGAUUUUAUAUGGCUUCAUAUAACCAACCCAGCGUCCGUCUCCGCCUGCAACACUACUGCGAAGCAACUACAACUAGUAAAAGCAAAUACUCUACACAUACGCUGCCAGAGCGUUUUGCGCUCAGCCAUCUCCAGCCCACCACCAACCGCAUUAGCAGCUGCAAACUGUUGUUACAUUUGCGCCCCAGCCGCCAGGCGCUGCGCCACACACUGCAUGCAACCGUCCUUGUGCUGCUCGCUCUCUGGCUCAGCAAUUGGAUAGCACAGGCCUCGGCCGCCGUCGCUGCUGCUCCUCAGUCGCGCUCCGAGUUGCCGCCGCCAGCUAGUAAACCCACACACACGCCGCCAUAUAUCCAUGUAGGCGCCGUCUACAACGUCGACGCCGAUAUAUCAUUGUUGAGCGCCGCCACCAACACCGAUGAGUUCAACUCUAGCUCGUUUAUCUCUUCCGCCAACGCUACUGCUGGUGUUAUCGGCCUCACAGCGACGGCGUUCAGCAAUGACACUGGCGCUUCUAGCGACAGCGCGAGUAACAACAACAGUAUUAGUCCGAGUUAUGUGGCAGCGGGUGGUGGAGUGGGCAGUGCGAGCGCAGCGCUUAUCACGACUAGCAGCAUUUGGGAUCCUAUUGUGGGCGGCGCAAUCCCCACCGACAUUAGCUUCGCACCAACGCCGACGGAGCAAGGGUCGCACGAAGAUGGCUAUGACGAGAUUGCCUUGCCGCCCUGGCAUGUAAUCGUUGUCAGCAUUAUUCUAUUGCUCAUCAUCAUCGGCACAGUUAUUGGCAAUGUGCUCGUCUGCAUAGCCGUGUGUAUGGUGCGCAAAUUGCGACGUCCUUGCAACUACCUGCUCGUCUCGCUGGCGCUCUCCGAUCUGUGUGUCGCGCUGCUAGUCAUGCCCAUGGCAAUGCUGUACGAGGUGUUGGACAAGUGGAAUUUUGGACGUAUACUCUGUGACGUUUGGGUCUCGUUCGAUGUGCUCUGCUGCACUGCCUCCAUACUGAACUUGUGUGCCAUUUCCGUGGAUCGAUAUUUGGCCAUUACCAAGCCGCUAGAGUAUGGCGUGAAGCGUACGCCGCGCCGCAUGAUGGCCUGCGUGGCUUUGGUGUGGUUUGUGGCGGCGAGUAUUUCACUACCACCACUACUCAUACUGGGCAAUGAGCAUUUCGACGAACAUGGCACGCCCAUUUGUAUUGUGUGUCAGAACUUCGCAUAUCAAAUCUAUGCAACGCUAGGCUCCUUCUACAUACCACUCUCCGUCAUGCUCUUCGUGUACUAUCAAAUAUUUCGCGCUGCCCGCCGCAUAGUGCUGGAGGAGAAGCGCGCCCAAACACAUUUGCAACAUGCGCUCAAUGGCACCGGCUCGCCACCGGGCAACACAGAUCUAACUGUGAUGGGUAGCGGCAAUGGGCAACGCCACAGCAGCUAUGGCAAUACGUCGCUGACAUAUUCGACUUGCGGUGGACUGAGCACUCAUCAUACGGGCGGCAGUGGUGGUGGUGUAAGCGGUUCGAGUGGCCUGCUCGGUUCACCGCAUCACAAGAAGCUGCGCUUUCAGUUGGCCAAAGAGAAGAAAGCUUCCACCACGUUGGGCAUCAUCAUGUCCGCGUUCACCAUUUGUUGGCUGCCAUUCUUUAUACUCGCGCUGAUACGACCGUUUGUCGAAUCGGAGACAGUGCAUGUGCCGCACUCGCUCUCCUCCCUGUUCCUAUGGCUGGGCUAUGCCAAUUCACUGCUCAAUCCCAUCAUAUACGCCACAUUGAAUCGCGACUUCCGCAAACCAUUCCAGGAGAUACUCUAUUUCCGCUGCUCCAGUCUCAAUACAAUGAUGCGUGAAAACUAUUAUCAGGAUCAGUAUGGCGAACCGCCAUCGCAGCGUGUGAUGUUGGGCGAUGAGCGGCAUGGGGCGCGGGAAAGUUUCCUUUGAAAUUAGGCAGCUUAAGGACGGCAAGCAGAGCAGAGUGGGUGGGGCGGAGAGGCAAGGGCGUUGCGGUUAUUAAAUGUUGAUGGGUUGUUCAAUCAAUAAGUAUUUUUUGUUUCUUUCGUGUGUGUGUGCGUGUGUGUGUAUAGGUGUCUAAUUGUAGUUUCAGUGUUUCAAAGCGUUUUAAAGCAAUUCCAAGCGUUUCAAUGCGACAACUCAAAUGUACUAUAUAUAAUAUAAUAUGUCUGGGGCAUAUACUUUAUCAUUUACGAAAUAAAGUCAGACAAAACAAAAAAAAAAUAUAAUAAAAAUUAAAAACAGCUGUAGUUGUAUAAAAUAGAGGCCAGAAACUGAGAGUUUGUGUGUCAGUGUGAGAAAAGUUACAAAACUUAGUUGAAAAAUACAGUUAUGCAAAUACAAGUGCAUACAUAUAAACCUAGAUGCAAAUAUACAUGCAUGCACAUAUAUACCAUAUACAUUCACACAUAUACAUACACACCUACAUACACACAAUACAAAUUUGUUUAAGCAGCUGCACCAAACUGAACUGAGAUGAACACAAACAAUGCAUGAUUGAUUAGGCACGCGUACUGAUACACGGAAACAAAACUAAAAUUAGCAAUUAUACAUUUGAAUAAAAUACUUGCAAUGUUAAACUAAAAAAAAAAAAAAACAACAAAACCAACAAAUACACAAAAUAUACAAAGUGACAUGAAGUGGUGCAACUUAGAAUUUGUGUGUAUUUUUAGUAAAUGUUAGCCGUUAAGUAAUGCAUACAAAGUAACAGAACACUACGUAGUACAUACAUAUAUAAGCAUAAGUGCAUACCUAGUAAUUGCUGUACAUACAUACAUACAUGCAAAUGUAACUUUAUUAGCUAUUAAGUGCUGACAAGAAGUUAAAGAGCAGCAGCAAAAUAUUAAUACAAUCAAGAAAAGAAACUGAAAUUUGAAAAUGUAGUACAACUCAUCAAACUAUUCACCCACACAUACAUACACAUACACAUACUUAUAUAUUAACAAUAUAAGAAGGAGCUCUAAUACACAUCCACAUUUUUUCCUAAAAAGUGCUUGCAUUUCUUAACAAAAAAUGGUAAAAAAACUAAAUCAGAGCAAAAAUUAUCUGCUUUUUUUUUUAUUGCGCAAAAAAUUUCCAACGAUCCUGAGAUCAGCUGGGUCCAGUGCCUGAGUAAAAGUUAUCUGCAUUUUUUUUAUUUCGCAAAGAAUUUUCAAAGAUCCUGAGAUCAGCUGCGUCUAAUGCCAUUUUCGGCCGCCGUAGCCGAAUGGGUUGGUGCGUGAUUACCAUUCGGAAUUCACAGAGACGUCGUUGGUUCGAAUCUCGGUGAAAGCAAAAUUAAUAAAAACAUUUUUCUAAUAGCGGUCACCCCUCGGCAGGCAAUGGCAAACCUCCGAGUGUAUCCAUGAAAAAGCUCGUCAUAAAAAUAUCUGCCGUUUGGAGUCGGCUUGAAACUGUAGGUCCCUCCAUUUGUGGAACAACAUCAAGUCGCACACCACAAAUAGGAGGAGGAGCUCGGCCAAACAUCUAACAGAAGUGUACGCGCCAAUUUAACGCCAUUUUCACUGCGAUUUUUUGAUGACAAAAAGUGCCAUUCUGGUGAAGGCAGCUGCUAUUUUAUGUAACUUCGAUUAGAAGUCUGGUUAAAAUAUUUAAAUGACAAUUUGUGCAGAUUUUGUAUCAAAUUGUGCCCCGAAAAAAAAUUACAUAAUGGAAACUAAGAUAAGUAAAGAUAUUUAUGGUCAAAUUCUACCUGCUGACUGACCUUUUACUAUGCAGCUAAAGAAGUACGUCUUCUACCUUUUUUUCAAUGCUUUAAACUGAAAUUUUUAAGUAGGCGAUGUUCCACGAAAUGUCAGUUGUCAGCCUAUGCAGCAGCAUGAAUCAUUUGAACUAGUUGAAAGGAAUAAAAAAUACUAGCCAAAUUUGUUCAAAAAUCACCAGUUUUGGACCAGUUGGAAAGAGUAAAAUAUUAUAAACGAGAGUUUAUGAAAUCUUUAUUUUUUAUGAUUUUAUUUUUUUUGUUUGAAAACAUUUCAAUGACGAUUGUUAGGAUUUCUUGUCAAAUUAUGUCCCGAAAAACUUUUUCAUAAUGAAAACCAAGUAAAGGUAGAUGAGUAGGUAGUGUCGAUGUCGUAAUGACACACUUAAACGUUGUGAUACCACGGGAACUUUCCCUAUACAAUGGGUUCCUUUUUAAACCAUUCUGUAGCUUUUAUAAACAAGCAAAGCUUCGUUAGUUUUAGAUGCGCUAUAUCUCCUACAUCUGCCAAAAAUGUAGUGACAAGAGUACGAAGCCUCCUUCUACCUAAACCUUCAAACUCACUUAGGAGGUGGUCUGAUUGUUUAAUAUUCUUCCGUGUUAAGACAGCUUCUACCAUACAAAAAUCGUACUAAUGCAGUUUUCGUCUGCUUUACAUCAUCCAGCUAUAUUCCUAUGGCCUAGCACCCAGAUAGGGUGCACUUUGUAGUACUGAGAUACGCCAAUUAGAAGUUUAAAAUAUCCUAUGAUGAGUUUGUUCUGGAUGCUACAAGCUGAAAUUUUUAAGUAGACGAUGUUUCACGAAAUGUCAGGUGUCAGCCUAGGCAGUAGCAUGAGCCAUUAGCCAACUAGUUCAUUAAAGGCACAAAAAAUACUAGUCCAAAUUGUUCCUAAAGUAACCAGUUUCGGACCAGCUGAAAAAGAAAUAAGGAUAGAAGAGAGUUUUGAAAAUUUUAAUUUUUUUACGAACCAAAAAAAAAUUUUUUUGAAAUUUAAUUUUUUUAAUUUUAUUGUUGUAUUAUUUUUUUUUUUAUUUUUUUUUUAUUUUAACCCUUCGCCUUAAAACAACUUGUCAGUGCCGCGUUCCUAAUUCCAUCUUAAAACUACUUUUAUGUCAGAAAUCAAAAUAAUACUUCGUAAAUUUUAUUAUUUUAGUAUUAUAACUAUUAAUUUUCUUAAAAUUAAGUUUUAACUUGCACAUAUUUUUAACAAUUCAAUGGUUUCCUAGCUUGAUAAUCUAAUUGUAAAACACUUUUUAAUCUCAAAGGGUUAGUGAUAAUCUACAGGACAAAUCACCUUACCGACUAGUCAAGAAUGUAAUGAAAAUGAAGCAAAAAUAUUAGUAGUCACAUUAACAAAUUACCCAAAAUUAUUUCUUAUCUUUAAUUUUUACGAGACUUAAACUUGAACCCUUAUUACGCAGUGAUAGGCAAUGAAGGCUUAUAACUCCGUAUUUGAUGAAUCCAAAAUCAAAUGAAAGUUUGCAUCACCCGUAGCGAAAUUCUAAACGAAUUUUUAGCCAACAAGUCUGUUUUUUUAUAUGCAUUUAAAGCUGGUGAUUUUUAGCCUUGAAAUCCAGCGGGGGAUUUCUCUCAGCAACAACCAACCAAUAACUCUAUCUCUCUCUAUCUCUACUUUGAACUAAGCAGACAAUUGGGAAAUUGAAAUUGAUGAAGCUAUGGUCCACCACGGAUUGUGAAGCUAAGAAGAAGAAGACAAUUGAGAAAGAGGCUCUAAAACUCGCCUGCCUUUUGAUAUGGAUAUUGAAGGUACCCCAAUUCCAGCCUACACACUACGCAGUAAAAGUAGCAUGAAAUGGGUUGAUAGUCUGACACGUAGCGCUACAAUAAUAAUUUGAAGCCGCUACUCAAUCGGCCAAGGAAGAACGCCUCUACAUAUGUGUAUGUUGGUGGCUUUGACAACAGGCCAUUGUCUGCUAUGUCGACAAGCUGAAAGAUUAGACGAAGCUCAGUUUUACUAUUGCAGAAGUUCCAAGAAUGAGGAGAAGGAAGAGUUUGUCAGACCUCUUCUUUGUUACUGCCCAGUGUGGCAAGCCACUGGGGUUUAGGUACUUUAAUUUAUCGUUUUUGAAAA
Molecule: messenger RNA, 6872 nt
Organism: Anastrepha ludens (Mexican fruit fly)
Lineage: Eukaryota; Metazoa; Arthropoda; Insecta; Diptera; Tephritidae
Gene: 5-HT7
Product: 5-hydroxytryptamine receptor 1
Exons: 2
Coding region: 1091-3007 (638 amino acids)
Biological process (GO): adenylate cyclase-activating adrenergic receptor signaling pathway
Cellular component (GO): membrane
Molecular function (GO): G protein-coupled amine receptor activity
Source: RefSeq, a predicted model, not a curated record